Messenger RNA from Rhododendron vialii, 1543 nucleotides. RefSeq names its product abscisic acid 8'-hydroxylase CYP707A2-like. Gene Ontology annotation, molecular function: heme binding; oxidoreductase activity, acting on paired donors, with incorporation or reduction of molecular oxygen, NAD(P)H as one donor, and incorporation of one atom of oxygen; iron ion binding. The transcript has 7 exons. Bases 90 to 1472 code for a protein of 460 amino acids. The record is from RefSeq and is a predicted model, not a curated record. Gene Ontology annotation, biological process: sterol metabolic process; abscisic acid metabolic process. NCBI's taxonomy places the organism in Eukaryota, Viridiplantae, Streptophyta, Magnoliopsida, Ericales, Ericaceae.
ACAACAUCUCCCAAGUACAAGCUAGUCUCCUGGCCAGGCUACUAGUACUACUACUACUCCCAUAUUCGAUCGUAAUUGACCAGACUAAUAUGGAGUUCGCGACCGUAUUUUGCUUCAUCAUUUCUCUCAUCCUUUCUCUCCACUGUCUCCUAAAAUUCCUCUCCUCCGGCAGCCGCCAUAAACUCCCUCUCCCGCCGGGAUCCAUGGGCUGGCCGUACAUCGGCGAAACCUUCCAACUCUACUCUCAAAACCCUAACGUAUUCUUUGCCUCAAAAGUCAGAAAGUACGGUUCAAUACUCAAGACCCACAUACUGGGUUGUCCUUGUGUGAUGAUAUCGAGCCCGGAGGCCGUGAAACACGUUCUUGUCACCAGAGCUGACCUCUUCAAGCCGACAUUUCCCGCGAGCAAAGAGAGAAUGUUGGGAAAACAAGCCAUUUUCUUUCACCAAGGAGAUUACCAUGCUAAAUUGAGGAGAAUGGUUCUCAGAGCAUUCAUGCCCGAAUCGAUCAAGAACAUUGUCUCCGACAUCGAAUCGAUAGCGGUUGGAUCUCUUGAAUCAUGGAAGGGCCAGCUGGUCAAUACUUUCCAAGAAAUGAAGACGUACGCAUUCAAUGUUGCAUUACUAUCCAUAUGGGGAAAGGAUGGAGUUCCCUACAAAGAAGAGCUCAAGAGCUGCUACUACAUUCUUGAAAAAGGAUACAAUUCGAUGCCAAUUAAUCUUCCAGGAACUCUCUUCUGUAAAUCCAUGAAAGCGAGGAAGGACCUAGCUCAUAUUUUGGCAAAAAUCCUCUCAAUUAGGAGGGACAUGAAGGACAACCACACCGAUUUGCUCGGAUCUUUCAUGGGAGACGAAGCAGGCCUCACCGACAAACAAAUAGUCGAUAAUGUCAUCGGUGUCAUUUUUGCGGCUCGUGACACCACUGCUAGCGUGCUGACGUGGAUCGUGAAGUACCUGGCAGAGAACCCCAGUGUCCUACAAUUAGUCACGGAAGAACAAGAGGCCAUAAGAAGAGGAAAAUGUGGGGAAGAGGUCUUGACUUGGGCCGAUACCAAGAACAUGCCAAUAACAUCAAGAGUAAUUCAAGAGACACUAAGAAUUGCUUCAGUUUUGUCAUUUACCUUUCGAGAAGCUGUUGAAGAUGUUGAAUUUGAAGGAUAUAUGAUCCCAAAAGGUUGGAAAGUUUUACCCCUAUUCAGAAAUAUCCAUCAUAGUCCAGAUAAUUUCUCAGAGCCUGAAAAAUUUGAUCCCUCACGAUUUGAGGUAUCACCUAAACCCAAUACAUUCCUGCCAUUUGGCAAUGGGACCCACUCAUGUCCAGGGAAUGAAUUGGCCAAGCUGGAGAUUUUGGUACUUCUGCAUCACAUGACCACAAAGUACAGGUGGUCUAUGGUGGGCCCACACACUGGAAUUCAGUAUGGCCCCUUUGCUCUUCCCCAGAAUGGUUUUCCCAUCAGGCUCUCUCUCAAAUAGAGGACAGAAAUCCAAGACACCGAAGUGUAAUACGCAAACUGCAUACAAAAAUGAUACUCACACAAUAAUUC